Lentinula edodes (shiitake mushroom) is the source of this 3336-nucleotide messenger RNA. Its product is annotated as von Willebrand factor type A domain-containing protein. The record is from RefSeq and is a predicted model, not a curated record. Bases 7 to 3162 code for a protein of 1051 amino acids. NCBI's taxonomy places the organism in Eukaryota, Fungi, Basidiomycota, Agaricomycetes, Agaricales, Omphalotaceae. The transcript has 3 exons.
AAAAUCAUGGCCAGAACCAAGAUUCGUUCCCCCACUCUGGGCGAUUGUCGCCUAUAUGACGCCGCUACCGGACAAGAUCUCAUUCUAGAUGGCUCCUCGGCGCAGGUACUCAUCGCGGACAUUCAUGCCUCGGUAAAUCUAUCGCAGCGUUUCACGAAUACAUCGUACACGACUAUCUCGAGUGCGGUGUAUACCUUCGGCCUGAUGGCUGGUGCCGCUGUCUGCGGGUUUGAGAUGAUUAAGCAAGAUGGGACGCGGGUGGAGGGUGUUGUGAAGGAGAAUGAGGCUGCGAAGAAGGAAUACGAGCAGGCUAUCCAGGCCGGAAAGACUGCUAGCCUGGGUCAACAAGAAACAGAAGACGUGUUCUCUAUCACGGUCGGCAAUGUUCUUCCUUCAGAGACUGUAGAGAUCAACUUACACUACAUUCAACCACUUACGGAUGACGAGAAGAAAGAUCAAGUCAAAUUCAUCUUUCCUCGUACAUAUGCACAACGAUAUGGCCAGGCACCGACAGACAAUAGUGCCCGCGGAACGACGGUGCACCAACCGUUCAACAUGAAAGUCAUCGUACAGCAAUCCGGCGUUAUAAAGAGCAUCUCCUGUCCCUCCGCACAUCCAAUCCAGCUUGAGCUCGGACUUCCUGACGGCCUUGUAUCUCCGGAGAAAGACGAAUCGGAAGAUAAAUCACCUUCUUUCGCCUUAGUCACCCUUACAGAUACCUCAGGCUUCCUCACGCAGGAUGUCGUCCUGGUGAUAAACGCCGGCGGUCUUGACUCUCCUCGAUGUUUCAUCGAACAGCAUCCUAGUCCGAAUCAUGAGACGACUGCGAUGGCUUUAACCUUCGUCCCAAGGUUCACGCUCCCUGAUAUAAAAAGUGGGGUGGAGUACGUGUUUGUUGUUGAUCGUAGCGGGAGUAUGAAAGGAGAGAGGAUUAGAUUGGUGCAGGAGGCCCUUGUCAUUUUACUCCGUGGCCUUCCGACGUCUGGGACCACGUUCAACAUCGUCUCAUUCGGUGCGAAGGCAACAAAGCUGUGGGACGUUAGCAGACAGUAUUCUCAAACCAGCUUGGAAGAAGCGACAAAUCAUGUUGACUCGAUGCAAGCUGAUUAUGGCGGUACCGAAAUUGCUUCAGCUUUAUCCCUCGUCUAUUCUUCCCUACCCAAACCUCUCGCCCGUCCUGUUGCAGUCAUCCUACUCACAGACGGCAGCGCCUGGGAUGUUCCCACCUGUGUCUCACACACUCAGAACGCGAUCUCUACCCUUCCAAUUUCUAAACCCGACUCCAACGAUCCGGUGUCCUUUAUCCGUGUUUUCACCGUUGGCAUCGGCGACGGAGCUUCUUCAGAUACAUGUGAUAGUAUCGCUCGUGCGGGGAAUGGAUUCGCCGUGUAUGUUAAACAGGGAGAACCUGUCGCUGGGAAGUGUGCCAGAGUGGUCAGGGCGGCGAGAACACCGAUGGUGGUGGAUGUUAUGGUAGACUGGACUGGAGAUCAGGGCGCGGAUCAUGGAGAACAGGAUGGAAUCGAGGGUGUUAGUAACGACGAUUUUGAGAUUGUGGACAAUCCGGGGAAGGGUAUCCAGGCCACGACUGAGAGUCUUGUGCCUGUGUCUGCAGUCAGCCUGUUCAACAAUGAUGAUGAUGGUGAUGACAAAGUGAUGAGUGAAGCCACUGGUCCUCCUCCAGCACCGGACCCUCAACUUCCACCUCCUCCUAAAAUUCAACAAUCUCCUCUAAUCCUGAGGAAUAUUUUUCCUGGUACGAGGACUCAGGUGUACGCCAUUGUCCGCACUCCUCAGAACGAGAGCGGGACAAAAGGUGAGGAGCUUCCAGUGACUGUCAAAAUCAAAGGCGUUGUGAGUACGACCCGAGCUCCUGUUGAGCUCGUCGUGCCUGUAUCGCGAAUCUUGCGUUCUCCGUUCAAACCAAGAACUCAACCCCAAUCCGGAGAUGAUACUGGCUUGAACAGCGGUCUCGGCAAUGUCAACUCGCAGCCUUUCCUUCACGUCAUCGCUGCUAAAGCUCUCAUAAUCGACCGUCAGGACGGUAAGCAUGCGUUCCCUGAUUCCAUUGCUGGCCAGUUCCAGAACGAUCAAGAGUUAAAGGAGGCUUACUUGAAUAAAGAGAUUGUUCGUCUUGGGACAACAUAUAGUCUUGCCAGCAAACUUACGAGUUUCGUUGCCGUGGACCACCGAUCUCAUGAGGGUAGUAGUGGUAAUCCCACUGCUGAGUCAGUAUUCUCCUCGACAAGUAAUGUCAUUCCGAUUUCUGGUUUCUUGGCUUCACAGAGACGGAUGGCUGUUCAAAGUCAACGGGCGGGAAGUGGUAAGGCUGCGAGGAAACAAUUGGCUCCCAGAGCUGCGAGGAAGGCCGCUGCUUCCAUCUCGUCAUCCUCUUUCGCUGUUGAGCUUCUGGAACCAAGACCGUUGUAUUCCGGGAAACCACCACCACCCCCUGCGUGGGGUCCACCUCAAUCAUGGAAUGCAGAGUCCAGUGUCGACGUGUCAGAAUUUCAACGUAUCAGUGACUCGGAUGGUAACGAUCGGCCGGUUAAGAGGAUGAACUUGAACGGGGCAUCAUCACCAUCAUCGUUUUCAGAUCCAACGGCGACUGCUUCAGGCCCUUCUUCAUCAUCGACUUAUACGCCAUCUAUGCAGACACGACAGCAAGCACGGGGGCGGGUAGUGGAACGGGAAAGGGAACGAACGGGACAACUACGGACUGCUGGUUUUGCCCGUACUGCUCCUGCCACUACCCCUCUCACCACUCCUACUACUGCCUUUGUUGCUUCUCUUUCUCCUGUUUCUACCUCUCCCGCAUCAAAAUCAUCAACAGACAUAACUACUAGUGAUCGUCUCACCGCCAUCGCUCGUUUACAGAAAUUCAACGGUCAGCUCUCCUUGACCUCACCACUCCUGGUUCUUCUAGAGAUCAACGAGUCCGUGCAGGAAGUUGAGAGGAAAUUGGCUGCUGUGGAUGUGAGUGGAAAUGUUGGUGCGACAGUUUUAACGUGGGCCUGGAUGGAGAAAAUGCGUAUCGGAGGCGUUGGUGUCGGGGAGGAGAUACUGGGCCUGAUAGAGAAGGCGAGAGAAUGGGUCGAAAGUGAGCUUGCGGGACUGUUGACUUUUGAAGAUGUGAAGCAGAAGGUCCUCAGCAAGUUCUGAGUGUGAUUAGCAUAGCCUUGCUCUCACAAGAACUCCGAAUUGUUCAACAUGCUAGGUUCGAUGACCCAUGUACCAUAGUCUCGUAUAUGUGGCUCGGCUGUAUUUACAACAGUAGAAUCACAGUAUUCAUUAUUAGCUUUUGACGAGCUCGUUUCUCCUUGUGCAAUAUAUUCC